CUGCCUCCUGAUUGGCUGGCUGUCAAUAUUAACCCCGCCUCCCUAGGUUAGCCGGAAGAUGAGUGACCCGCAGCUUAGACUGCUAAAUCAUGGCAACAUUCAUGGAACGGUUAUCUUUUCUGCAGAAAAUCCCCACCUUGAUGAAGGCAACAGCAGAUGAUGAAACCCCCUGUCCAGGGUACCUUUUCCAGGAGAUUGGAAAAAUCUGCCAUGAGUCAUCGGGCUAUGGCCAGUGUUUGCUGGAAUAUCUCCUGGAGAGACUACAGGUGGAGUCAUGUCAUGUCAAACUGAAGGUGCUGAAGAUCUUUAUCCAUCUAUGUGGACAAGGCUCAAAGCAUUUUCUGAUGGAACUUAGAAGAAACUCUACCUUCAUCCAGCAAGCAUCUAUUCACAGCGGUGCUCCUGAUCCCAUCCACGGCACAGCGCUAUACCAGAAAGUGAGGAGUGCAGCACAGGAAGUGGCCCGUUUACUUUUCACUGAUGCAGUUUCCACCAAAGGAAGCAUUGCUCCGCACAACAUAGGCCCUGCAACAGUGGGAAUGGGAUCAGCAGGUUCCCAAAGGUCGGGGUUGCAGGGAUUUGGGUACAGUCCAGGGAUGCAGGGGACAGGCAGUGACUCACUACUGGAUAAGAUCCAGAAGGCUGCUGAGGUAGUUGCCAGCGCUGUCCUUCCCCCGACGGAGCACCAGGGCAUCCGCCUGCAAGAGAACCAUUACCGAGCAGUUGUGGCACCAUCUGCAUCCAUAGAGGUCGCUGUGCCAGCGUGCACCUAUAACCUGCCCACUCGCACACCAAAAGCGACCCAGCGAUGCCCAGGGCAGGUAGGCGGUGGUUGGGAAGAGACGGACAGCAGCAACGACUCCUCUCACAACUCUUCUCAGGACAUUGCCACCAACAGCAGAGCGUCUGUGGGCAGCAAGUCAGCUGGUACCAGGAGCCAAUCAGGAGCCAGCAGAGAAAGUAACGGGGACCUCUCUGAACGGACUGAAGCGUUGCAGCUGGGAGACUGUGGCCAGGAGAUGGCUCUUAUCAACAGACUGACCGAAGGAUCCAAGGUUUUCCUGACCAGAGAGGAGAGUCAACACUUCCUUAAAGAGUGUUCUACUCUUAACUGCGAAGUUGUGGUGGAGUUGCUCUCAAGCAAGCUUCAAGAUCUGUCAUGCACUGUUAAGAUGCGGGCUCUGUGUGCUGUUGCCAGCCUCAUGACCUCUGACCUUCUUGCUCUGGAGCAAAUAUUCAGAGCUACUCAAUGUAGACUUUGCCAGCUCAGUGAGGGGCCUCCAGGACCUGUGGUGAACAAAGCUACCAAGAUUCUGCGGCAGUUUGAGGCUCUGAUGGGUGGAUCGCUGCCUGCUACCAGACAAGAUGCAGCGCACAGCAGCCAUCAGGCAACAUCUAAUCAGUUCCUGCCAUCUGCCUACUUGGAGAACUCACAAGCAACAAACUCAGCUGACUACACCACCUCUGAACUUUACCAGCCGGAGCACUCGUCCUCAUGCAGCGUCCAACCACAAAGUCUCCCAUCUUCUCCUUCCAGUGUGGAGGAGAGAUGGAGAUGCUCCACAGGAGAGCAGAUGGAUGAUUUGACUAAAAAUAUGGCCCAUUCCGUUAGGACUGCUGGAGAUCCAGGAAGUUCUUCUCUUUCCUCUAAACCUGAAAAGGUGCUGGCCAACCACAGCAGCCUGUCUCUGUUCAGUGGGAUGGAGCUGGUGACCAAGGGUGGUCCCCUGUGUGGAAGAGACGCGCCACACACAGAGUCGGACCAAACAGACUGUAGCUCAAAUGUGACUCAAACUGUACUUAACUUUAAAUGUUUGAAGAACUCUCCUGUGGUUUGGACUGAAGACAGAGCAGAAGUUCCUUCUGGUUGUAGUCCUGCUUCAUCUGAUGAAAGCCAACCAGCAUCAGCUUUCUCCUUCCUCAACUCCUGACUAUUUACUACAUUGUGAGGCUGUGGAACAACUUUAUGAUGAUGUCAAAUAUAUAUCCUUUUGGAAAGGUUUUCUUUUAGCUAGCAGGUUUUCUAGCUCCUAAUCUCCUUAAAGCAGGGGUGUCAAACUCCAGUCCUUGAGGGCCAGUGUCCUUCAACCUUUAGAUGUGUCCCUGGUACAACACACCUGAAUCAAAUGGCUAAAUUACGUCAUCGGUAAGUAGUCGAGUUCUUCAGAAUCCUGCUAAUGACCUAAAAUUUAGAUUUAAGGUGUGUUGAAGCAGAGAAACUUCUAAAAGCUGUACAAUAAUGGCCCUCAACGACUGGAGUUUCACUGGAGUCUUGGAGCUAGAUACCACAGCACACCUUUGGGAUUCUAGUUGGAGUCCACGCCUCAACUGCUCACACUAUUUUACAGGGGUCAUAUUAUUAUGCCUGAUCCAUGUACAUGGGAGAUUAACUUUCCGUUCGCCUCGAAAGUUGCUUUCAGCCAGGAGUAAGUUUGGGUUUCUAGAGAAGCAUGUCUGUCAUGACUAACAGGCUCUGGGUCUGCUAACAUUGAUGCCUUAGGUUUCAUUUUUUUAAAGUAUUCUAACAUGCAGUGUUUUCCGGAACAACAAGAAAUCGAAAUGCCUUAUGUUGAAAGGCAGGAAGCCCAGGAACGGAGGCUGAGAAAAAAGUUUUCAGUUAAGAAGCAGGUGUGAAGUAAUGGGAAACAUCAGAGCCUUGAAAUGACUUGGCGUUUUGGUUGCAGGCCUGAUGGUUGCUUUAUCUCAGGAUUCUUCUUCUUCUUUUGUUUUUGAAGUAACAACCUACACCUCUGCUGCAUGUUAUCAACCUCUGAGGAAGAAACCCAGUUUGUGAUUUGCACUAGAGAUGAUUUUUGUUUUGACUCAGACCUUUAAAAGAAAUUUGUCUUCCAUGUUUGUGUUUUGUGGGUGUGAUUUUUUCUUUACAUGGAGAAAAUGUCUUCUCUGCAUAGUUAUAGUUGAAAAGUUAUAAUGUGCAUGAUGUAUUAUUGACAUUCUAAUGGAGGAAUGAAUUAUUCAGAUAUUUGAUGUGUUUAAUCUUUAAUGGAGGAAGUUUUGAUGAAGCAUUUGAAGCCUCUUGUUAAACGUCACAUUACAGUAAAGUUCAGUAAACUCCAUGUUGAAAAACGUCUGUUAGGCUUCAGUGAACACAAGCCAUGCUGCUGAACAAUAAAACAUGCUAUAUUUUUGGUA
Messenger RNA from Girardinichthys multiradiatus, 3153 nucleotides. RefSeq names its product TEPSIN adaptor related protein complex 4 accessory protein (gene tepsin). Gene Ontology annotation, cellular component: trans-Golgi network membrane. The record is from RefSeq and is a predicted model, not a curated record. The coding region runs from base 90 to 1931 and encodes 613 amino acids. The transcript is spliced from 13 exons. Lineage: Eukaryota; Metazoa; Chordata; Actinopteri; Cyprinodontiformes; Goodeidae.